Messenger RNA from Meleagris gallopavo (turkey), 2090 nucleotides. It is a transcript of the gene GUK1, whose product is annotated as guanylate kinase 1. Gene Ontology annotation, cellular component: cytosol. Gene Ontology annotation, biological process: purine nucleotide metabolic process. Lineage: Eukaryota; Metazoa; Chordata; Aves; Galliformes; Phasianidae. The record is from RefSeq and is a predicted model, not a curated record. Gene Ontology annotation, molecular function: GMP kinase activity.
GUGCACUGGAAGCCAGCACUCAGUGAGUACUGUGCCUGUUUGUUGCUCCUUCCCAAUUUCCCUGGGCUUGGAUGAAAUAAUCACAAAUGAUUUGAGCAGCUUUACAUUCCUGUUUGCCUGAUAGAGGGUAGGAGAUUCCAGGGGACGGAGAGGGGAGCAGCAUCCUGGCUGGGAUGUUUCUCUUCUGUUGGUCAGGGUUCACUGAUGUUCUCCUGCCGUUUUAUGGGUGGGAGGAACAAGGAGAGACAGAUGCUUCAGAAAAGUCAGCAAGAGCAGCGUUGCUUCCCUGCUCCAGGCAUCGAGUUUGGUGGGGUGGUGCAGGGGGGUGUUUGUUUUAUGUAUUGAGCAGUUAGGGAAAACCUGGGCUAUUCAGAAAUUACCAGAGGCUCAGGAAAGAACAGCACGGGUCUGUACCCAAGAGGGCUUCCUAAAGAUUUGUUCAUCAUUUAUACUUUCUUUGUGGGAUGAUGGAGCCUCAUUCAGCAGCAUGGUAAUGCAUGUAUGGUGGGACUAACCCUGCAGCAACAAAACAGUUCCUUGACAGCUGGUGAUCAAACUUAGGUGUUGUUAUGGCCAUGUAUGCACUAGAUAUCUGUGUUGUCUUUGGGUAUCUGACCUUUUGUUCAGGCUUGGAUUGCAGGUAACUUGGAGGACUGCUGAUUUGCUGCUUGAUAAGUGUGUGAGAGAUAACAGAGCUGUGCAACAGGGAUCUGAGGAUAAGGAGGGACCUGACUCGGGUCAGGUAGGCAGCAGAGCCACAUAAGCCAGCCACACCAUCCCUGGCAGCAUCUGCUUUUGUAAGAGGUUGAGUGUGGCUUAAGGCUCUUUGAAAUGUGAUUUGUAAGGUCAGGAUGACAUUGCUAUGGUCUAAUUUAAAAUGGAAGGGCAUUAUGCUGUCUGUGUGCUGAAUGCUCCUUGGGCCAGACUAAAGCCUUUUGGGGGCUUCACUGCUUGUGGAAGAGAGAGGAUUUUAAGUAGGAAAAGUAGACCCAUUGGGUUUGUCCUGCUUUUAGCAUCACCUCUGCCUUAGAAGCUGCCCAGUUGCUGCUGGUGGAUGACAGUCCCCUGAAAAAAACCUGCACUGUACUACAGAAAUUUCCUCCUAAUUCACAUAUUAGUAAUUAACCAUUCUCCCUCCCCAGAGGGGCAGGUGCAUGAAAACACCCACUCUUUUCCUUCUGGCUGAAGAAACAAUAGAGAAAGACCAGGACCAGAAGCAAAGCAGAGUGAUGCUGUCCUGCUGCAUUGCUGGUGGCCCCAUCAUCAGCUUUCCAAAUGCAGCCCCUCAGAGCCAGGCUGGUGCCCUUUGUCCUCGUGCAGAGGUGACAACUUUCUCUAUUUGUGGCAGCCAUGCAGGGACCGAGACCAGUGGUUCUGAGUGGCCCAUCAGGUGCAGGGAAGAGCACUUUGAUAAAGAAAUUGUUUAAGGAUUAUGAGAACAUCUUUGGCUUCAGCGUCUCUCAUACAACGAGGCAGCCGAGACCUGGAGAAGUAAAUGGCAAAGAUUACCACUUUGUGACCAGAGAGGAAAUGAAGAAAGAAAUCGAUGCUGGUGAAUUCAUUGAGCACGCAGAGUUCUCAGGAAAUAUGUAUGGGACGAGUAAACGUGCAGUGCAGGCUGUUCAAGCCAAGAACCAGAUCUGCAUCCUGGACAUUGACAUCCAAGGCGUAAAGAACAUCAAGAAGACAGACCUGAACCCCAUCUACAUCUCUGUGCAGCCUCCGUCCAUAGACGUCCUGGAAAAAAGGCUGCGUGACCGACAGACUGAGACAGAAGAAAGUCUACAGAAGCGUUUGACUGCAGCCCGUGUAGAUCUGGAACUUAGUAAAGAGCCUGGCCUCUUUGACUUGGUCAUUAUUAAUGAUGAUCUAGAAAAAGCCUAUUCAGAACUGAAGGAGCAGCUCCUGAAGGAAAUCCAGAAGGCCCAAGAAUCCAGGAAGUCCUGAGCUGAGCCUGCCUGGACGUUUUAACUUUAUCACAUCAUUCCUGAGCCACAUCACAGCAUUUCAUUCCAAGAGACAUUCCCUUUAGGCCCAUCCUCCUCCCACGUUACUCUAGGUUAUUUCUAUUAAAAGGAAGGAAAACAAAA